GUCUAGAUCAAUGGAUUGGACUGUGUAACUGUCCCAAUGCAACUAGGAGCACGGUAACUUGUAGUGCUAUGAGAGCGCUGGAACAUUUCUCGUGAAUUUCAUUGCUAUUAUUAGUGAAUAUUUUUUAAAAUUUACUUUCCUUUUCAAUAGCAAUUUCAUAUCAAUUUGAUAUAAUUGACUAGAUUCUAAUUUCCUCUAAUAUUCAAAUUUUAAUCUUCUCAUCUUCCUUCCCAAAUCGCAUUCCCUUUCCUAUAAAUCCCGCAUCUUAAAUCCCCCGACAAAGUAAGAACACAAGAUAUUACAAUCGCAGCAAGAAAUUGCAGAAAGUAGAAGAAAAUCAUUACUAGAAAGGGGAAGAGAUGGAGGAAUCGAAAUCCAAACCUCGAUUCCACCCUAGCUGUGGAUGAAAUAUCCCCACCAUGUCCAACAUCCCAUCUUCCCUUUCCGAGAUCUACCUCACCCUCUUCCGUUUCACCAUGUCCAUCUCAGACCCCUGGCCUUUUUCCUAAAUACCCAAAACACCCUCCCUCUUCUUCCUUCCCACUCUCUUUUGUGAACGAUGAGGAAGCUGAGGGGUUUUAGGAUCGGUAGAAAGGUCCUCGGGCUAUGGAGUUGGAUCGUCAAACCCAAGCAGAGGUCCCCCUCAGGAUUCAUACGGUUAAACCACGAAGACCGUAUAAAACCAAAGACAAUAACGAAAAUCUGCAGCUGGGGCCAUUGCCUCACCAAAAGGCUCUGCUUUUCCAGGCGCCGGUCUUCAGAUUACUCCCGUGUGGGUCAGACGUCGUUCGACGCAAAACCUGUAGCGGUCCCGAAAGGCCAUCUGGCGGUUUAUGUAGGUCAGAAAGACAACGAUCCGCACCGGUUCCUGGUGCCGGUGAUCUACUUCAACCAUCCCCUGUUCGGGGGGCUGCUGAGGCAGGCAGAGCGGGAGUACGGUUUCAACCAUACCGGCGGGAUUAACUUACCGUGCCAGAUAUCGGAGUUCGAGAGCGUGCAGAUGAUGAUCGCUGCCGCAGAAAGACGCCGGAAAGUGACGCGGAAGCGCCGGUCGUUGUUGGGUGGAUUUUAAUUAGUGGAUAUUUUCUGUUUUGUUGUUAGUAAUUACGAUUUGGUGGUGUAAACUUUUAAGUAGAGAGAUUUGUAUAUCUUUACAUAUUUCAAUAUGAUAUCUCGGUACUACA
Molecule: messenger RNA, 1184 nt
Organism: Magnolia sinica
Lineage: Eukaryota; Viridiplantae; Streptophyta; Magnoliopsida; Magnoliales; Magnoliaceae
Product: auxin-responsive protein SAUR36-like
Exons: 1
Coding region: 560-1072 (170 amino acids)
Biological process (GO): response to auxin
Source: RefSeq, a predicted model, not a curated record